Funneliformis geosporum is the source of this 650-nucleotide messenger RNA. The record is from the annotation of a GenBank genome assembly. Lineage: Eukaryota; Fungi; Glomeromycota; Glomeromycetes; Glomerales; Glomeraceae.
GUUGGAAUAAUAAUGAAUUUCUGAAAGCCUUAUUAAAAGAUGUUCAUUUCCAAGUGUUUACUAUUAGGAUAGAUGAAUCGUGGAAAAAUAUAAGAGUUUACAAAAAAUAUUGUGGUACACAAUUGUUUGGCUUAGAACAUCCAAUGAUACAAAAGGCCAUUAAUAAUAAAGAGAUUGAAAAAAAUAAUGUCAAAGAAGAGUUAGAAAAAAGAUCUUUUCAUUAUGAUGAAAAAGAGAUUUGGCCAAAUUUAAUUGCAAUUUUAAAUGAAAAUAUUGCAAAUGAAACAAUAAAUAAAAUAGCAGAAGUAAGUAUAUCAAUUAACAUGAAUAGUACAGUGGAAAAUAAUAAUGUUUCAGACAUGAGAACUAAAAAAGGAAAGGGGAAAAAAUGGAAAACAAGAUUGAAUAUUGGUUUCUACAGAAACAACUAUUUUCGAUCUGAUUGGGCUUUAAGAGAAAACCAAGAAUAUGAAAAGAAAGGUGAUGGAAAACACAUACCUGAAAGAGUAUUGGAAUUAUUAAAAGUAGAAAUAGAUGAGUUGGAGGAGAAUGAUAUACCAAAAUUGAAAACAAUCGAAAAUUGGAUUAGCCGAUAUUCUUACCAAUACAAACAAGCAAUGGCAGAAAAAAUUCAAAGCUCAGACAAAUAA